Molecule: messenger RNA, 3659 nt
Organism: Dicentrarchus labrax (European seabass)
Lineage: Eukaryota; Metazoa; Chordata; Actinopteri; Moronidae
Product: poly(ADP-ribose) glycohydrolase
Exons: 17
Coding region: 337-2820 (827 amino acids)
Biological process (GO): nucleotide-sugar metabolic process; carbohydrate metabolic process; ATP generation from poly-ADP-D-ribose
Cellular component (GO): cytoplasm; nucleus
Molecular function (GO): poly(ADP-ribose) glycohydrolase activity
Source: RefSeq, a predicted model, not a curated record
CUAACAGGAAGCUUGCACUUUACAUAAUACCCGCUCACGUAUUCUGAGUCAAGCUAUUGUUGACAACCCGAUGUAGCCCAAAGCUAGUUAGCAUGUAAGCUCGCUAAUAAACUAUGAUUGACUGACAGUUGUUUCUAGACAGUGUUGGAUAACAAGUAACUACAACCUAAGGCAAAUGUCUGAAUGAUAUUGAAAUACAAAAGAGCAUCUUUCUGCCUCGUUAGACACUUCGCUAACAAUAGUUAAUUAGACAACGUUACUUAGUUACGUAGCAACACGGAUAAUGAUGUCUUUAAAGUACCUGUGUGUGCUGUUUUGAAAUAGAUUGUGUCAUGUAUGGCUGCAUACCAUAUCUUAAGAUUUGCUCACCUGUUGAAGAAGGGACUGCCCCAGAAACAAGUUUGGACAAAACCAAAAAACACCUCCUUCGUGGUGUCGGCUCAAGUUGUAUUAAUGACUGCUCUGACAGACUUUGAACCUUUAGCAAAGAGACUCAAGGUUGACAUCAAAGCCCCAACGUCUCCUUCGUCUUCUGUCAAAGUCUCAAUUUUAGGUAUUCAAAGCAGAGACAAUGAGACAGUAGAUCAAGAAAGGAGGAAAAACAACACAGAGACGAAGAUGAAUAUACGGCCAAAGACUGGAGCAGAUGUUUUGCGAGGUGUGAAGACGAAAAGUUACCAUCAAAGAACUGGCCCCAGACAGCAACACAAGUUCAGAAAUACUCUUGAACGAUGGUUGGUUAAGCCCUCAAAAAACCCAAAUACAGCUGAAGUGUGCCAAACCCAAGAGGAUGUAGAAAUGACCGAUGAUGGUGACUUUCAAAGCACCUCAGCGCAGUCUCUGGACUGCCAAAAUGCUGAAAAACCUGCUCUCUCUGACUCAGAUGAAGAAACCCAACCCAUGACACCACAAGACCUGGAUGAAGACAAUCCUGUGUCACCAGCUUCCAAGGAUUCUGCAGGGAGUGGGCUUAUGCAGACGCUGCACAACAAUUAUGAUGGAUUAGAAAAACAAGAAAUGGAGACAUGCUCAGCAAGCACAGAGGAAUCUGUCAAACACAAUACCAAAAUAACAGACUUCUUUUCAGGGACCUCAUCGUCAGGGACCUCAUCGUCAGGGACCUCAUCGUCAGGUUUACCUGUGAGGCGGGGCAGGCCAGAUAAGUUCCCAGGCAAACAAGUUGCAGGCAAUGACUCUAGCGCUGCUGAGUCUGAUGUCAAAUGGCUGGGGACGCCAAUCAAUGAGUUAAAGAGAAUGCCUGAAUGUGGCGGACCACUUCCUCCACUGAAGAAUGUUCCUGGCCAGCACACUGUGAUGAUAAGGACAGACCUUCUUCAGAAUGGUAAAGUUCCUGUUCCAUAUCCUUCUAAGUUCAAGGAUACUUGGGAUGAUGUCCAUGUCAAGAUGCCCUGUUCUAGUUGGAACAUGUUUCCUGUAAAAGAUGAGGAAACACAAGAACUGCAGAAUAAGAGUCGGUGGGAGAUUAUCAAGGAAACUUUAAACAAUAAAUUUACAAGCCCAUAUGAGCUGAAGGAUGCAAUAUUGAACUACAGUGCCUCAAACGCCAGGAAAUGGGACUUCACAGCAUUACAUUUGUACUGCAGUAAGGUCCUGGAGACUGAUGCGGCUGAACAUCUGUUUGACUCCCUGCUGCCAGACAUGGUGCAAUUAGCACUGAGAGCAUCUGAGCUCUGUACCAAGCCGAUACCCCUCCUCAAGGGAGGCAUGAACCACUCCAUCACCAUGUCUCAGGAGCAGGUGGCAUGUCUCCUCGCCAACGCCUUCUUCUGCACCUUCCCCCGACGCAACUCCAGAAGGACUGAGUACUGCAACUACCCAGACAUCAACUUCUUCAGGCUGUUUGAGGGAUCCUCUUCAAGAAAGAUUGAGAAGCUGAAAACCCUGAUGUGCUAUUUCAAGAGCUUCACUGAGGAAAAGCCUACUGGACUUGUAACAUUUACACGAAAAAGCCUGGACAAACCUCUGAAUUGGAAAAGCUUGCGGACUCCGCUCACAAACCUCCACAUCACUUGUGAAGGGACCAUUGAGGAUGAUGGUUAUGGAAUGCUUCAGGUGGAUUUCGCCAAUCAGUUUGUGGGAGGAGGAGUCACCAGUUCUGGUCUAGUUCAGGAGGAAAUCCGUUUCCUGAUCAACCCCGAGCUUAUUGUUUCUCGACUCUUCACUGAAGCCCUGGAUCAUAAUGAAUGUCUGAUCAUCACAGGUACACAGCAGUACAGUAAAUACACAGGCUAUGCUCAGACCUACCAAUGGAGUGGCAGCCACCAGGACACAACUCCAAGAGAUGGGUGGCAGAGAAGAUGCACAGAGAUUGUGGCCAUUGACGCGUUGCAGUUCAGGAAUUUCCUUGAACAGUUUCGCCCAGAGAAAAUCAACCGAGAACUCAACAAGGCCUACUGUGGCUUUGCUCGCCCUGAGGAGCAAAAACAGAACCUUGCGGCAGUGGCUACAGGGAACUGGGGAUGUGGUGUUUUCGGGGGUGACACACGUCUAAAAGCUCUGCUCCAGAUGCUGGCAGCUGCUGAGGCGGGCCGAGAUGUAGCCUAUUUCACCUUUGGUGACAGCCAGCUCAUGACAGAUGUCUACAACAUGCACUCUUUCCUCACUCGGAGGAAGAUCAGUGUGGGGGAGGUGUACGAUCUCUUGGGGCAGUACUACAGCUCAGUGUGCAAGACUUGCCUUGGUCGGCGCCCUGUUGUCAGCCUCUACUCCUUCAUCUACCAACAGGUCAGCUCCUCCCUGGCGCCAGAGGACUCCGACAGGGGCUCGGCCAGACAACACGUCCCCACGGACUGCCGUUAAGGUCAGGUGGCUGAUGAGUCACCGUGCCUUAUCGUCAGAAAAUGAAGCACUUACCGAAUUAAAACAUUUUGUCUGCCGUGAGCUUUAUUUUUUAUUUCAAUUUUGUUUGGUGGAGAGACUUUUAAUUAACGGUUUGGGGUCUACCAUAUGUGGUUGUCCACCACGGGCAGACGAAAAUUAAAAUCUAGCAUGCAGAUCCUUUUCAAGAACAACUGAACAGCAGAAGGUGAUUAGUUAUGACCCUGUCUGGCACUUCAGUCCAAGCUCUGUUCAUUUUGCUGCUGCUGGUAAUACGCCAAUGGAUUGAGCUUCAAUACGACGCAAUUGUGAUUUUAAUGGUGAAGCAAAGGUUGCCAUCCAUCUUCUGAGUUUGUCAUGUUGCCUUUUUUACACCCACACAUAUCCAGCUUAAUUGAAUUGGCUGUCAGAAAUCAAGUUAAAGGAAAAGAAUAACAAGAACGGGGUUUGGAGAGCUCGGAGCGGUCUCAGGAAAGCGGUUUGAUUUAAAGAGCAGUCCGGCUCUUUGGGAAAUAAACUCAUUCCUUCUGUGUUUAUUGCAAAAUUCUAAUCAUGGAUCCAUGAAUUUAUUUUCUGGUAGGUUUUUUUGCUGUAUGUGAUCCACAUUAAAAAAAACCCAGUUGCACUUAAUUAAUUUGAUUUGCUUGUUUCUGCAUUUUACAACUGAUUUCAGUGUAAUUGUGUAACUGAUAUCAGUCUAGUUAUUUCUUGGCCUUUAGUAAUUAUUGUUGAAUAGCUACACUUGAAUUAAAAGUGAGGUAUUUUUCUGACACAUUUGGUUUUUUUUUCUGAAUAAAAUCAUUUUGAAGUAAAUAUUAUAA